AUGCCAACUGAUGCAAGUACUAGUGAAGAGAACAAGCGAAAUCCUUGUGACAUUGGGACCGCUUCAAAUAUUGUUAAGGGGGCUAAGCAUAACGAGAAGAGGAAAGGGAAGAUGAAGCAAAGUGAAGUUGAUGGAGAUGAUUAUGAUGCUGACAAGCAUAACGAGAAAAAGAAAGGAAAAAUGAAAUGCGCUGAUAAGGUGUGCUUUUGGGGUGCUCGAGCUGAGUGUUUGAAGGGCUCCACAUAUUUUAUUAUUAAGAAGUAUGUCGGUGUACAUUCCUGCGCACCUUCAAACAAAACCAGUGCCGGAAGGACAGCUUCAGCGAAAACGAUAGGCAAUCUGAUAAUGCAUAAAUAUGAAGGUAUCAAAGAAGGGCCUAAAGCGAAAGAUAUUGUUCAGAUUAUGCGUAAUGAUUAUGGAUGUGAGAUCUCUGAUUCUUUAGCAUGGGAUUCCCGUGAAUAUGCAGUCAACGCUGUUAGAGGUAUUCCAGAGGAAAGUUAUGGGAAAAUACCAAAAUAUUUGCACAUGCUGCGAGAGGCCAAUCCGGGUACACAUUCCUCUUACAAGACUGACGUCGAUGGUAGAUUUCGAUAUCUGUUUAUAGCGUUUGGUCAAUCGAUCAGAGGCUUUAACACAGUCAUGAGGCGUGUCAUUGUUGUCGAUGGAACAUUCUUGAAGAGUAAAUUCAAAGGGGUGCUACUGUUUGCAACUGCUAUAGAUGGAAAUUCAAAUUUAUAUCCUAUUGCAUUUGGGAUAGUAGACUCUGAGAAUGAGCAGUCUUGGGAAUGGUUCAUGAGAGAAUUAAAAGUUGUUGUUGCUGAUGAUAAUGGUUUGGCUUUUAUUUCGGAUAGACAAGUGUCAAUAGCGAAGGCACUGGAGAAAGUGUAUCCGCUAGCGAGACAUGGUAUUUGUAUUCAUCAUUUGUUGAAUAAUGUGAUAUCAUAUUUCAAGGGGAAGGGAUUAGCUGGGUUGAUUCCUAAGGUUUCAAAGGCUUAUAGAGUGGUUGAUUUCAAGAAGACGUUUGCUCAUGUUUGCAAUAUCAGUCCAGCAAUUGGAACGUAUCUUAUGGAAGCAGAUGUCAAAAAGUGGGCUAGAUGUCAAUUUCAUGGAUACAGGUAUGACAUUAGGACAAACAAUCCUGCAGAGUCGAUAAAUUCUGCGUUGCGUUCGCCGAGAGAGUUUCCCGUAAUUCCUUUGUUGGACAGUAUUAGAGAAAUGCUGACACGUUGGUUUUUUAAGCGUAAAAAGUUGAUUUCAAAGCACACCCACCGUUUGACCAUAGAUGUGGAGGAAAAGAUUGAUAGGAGAAUUGGAAAGGGGAAAACUUUCGGAGUUUACCCUGUAACCGAUAGCCAGCUGCUUGUUAAAGGCGAUACAAUUGACUGCUUUGUUGAUUUGGACAAACGGACUUGUUCUUGUGGGAAGUACGACCUUUCAAAAAUCCCUUGUAGACACGCAAUAAAAGCUGGUUUCUUUGUUGGUAGAGAACCAUAUACAUUGACUGAUUUUUUGUAUACCACGGGAGCUUGGAGAGAAGCUUAUCAAGAAAGCAUAAAUCCCAUUUCAGUUCCUGAAGAUGGUUGGUCUGUCCCACAAGUUGUGGAAAAUUCUGAAGUGCUACCGCCUGAGACAAGAAGAUCUCUUAGAAGAAAUAGAAAACGCAGAUAUGAAACUGUUGAAGACAAAAUCCGAUCAUCACAAGGAUCACAGGGGGGUCAGUCUCGUAAGUGCAGUAGAUGUGGUCUUGGUGGUCAUAAUAGAGCAACUUGCAAGAUGCCAAUAUAG
Brassica rapa (field mustard) is the source of this 1785-nucleotide messenger RNA. RefSeq lists its product as uncharacterized. The record is from RefSeq and is a predicted model, not a curated record. Gene Ontology annotation, molecular function: zinc ion binding. Lineage: Eukaryota; Viridiplantae; Streptophyta; Magnoliopsida; Brassicales; Brassicaceae.